UGGGGAUACAUUAGCAGUAGGACGCUAUAUGUUAUCAGCGAAACAAAACAAACCAGUCACCCGUACGCAGCGAUGGUUAGUGUUACAUUUAAGUGGGAGAUUAAUGGGACGCAUAGAGUGUAAAACCAAGCGAAUUUCUUAAGAUAGCAUUACAGUCAUAGCGUGAAGAUAAGUGAUAUCGGACUAAUUAUUAUUUCACAGAAAAGCAUCGAGUAUUUUAGCUAACUAACAAGCUAACGUUAAAGCUAGGCACGCAGAGGAUUUUGCUCGCAUUAACAACAACGCCUAAAGACUGUCAAGGUGGAUUACUCUCCGUGUUAACAGGUCUGGAGCCUCGGCUGUGCGUUAGACACCGAGGAGCAGUUUAGGUGUUCUCAGAUAAGAAGGGUUGCCAGCGUUUAACAGCGGACAUAAAGACAUCUCUGGUUUACCCAGAUCAGGACUCACUUUGACCAUCAGUGAGGCAGGACCGGAAGUGAUAAUGUGACAGCAGCGGGUGAAGCUCGUGCUCAGUCUGUAGCUGCUGCUCCGGCAGUGUUGUCAUGCUGAAACGUGGAUGUUUCAGAAAGUCAGACCCACUCUGAGGUGGUGAACGGGUUCAUAAACGUCUGUGGGAAAUUACAGCUGCUCUAGAUUUCCAAAAUGCCCGGCAUGGUGGUGUUCGGACGGCGGUGGGGGAUCGCCAGUGAUGACCUGGUUUUCCCUGGAUGCUUUGAGCUGUUCUUCCGUCUCCUCUGGUAGGUUUUAGACCUUGUUUAAAAAGGGGGUUUACACCCAUUUUCAGAUUUAACACCAUCCCGAGGAUGGCUUUGUAGCAGGAAGGCAAGGUAGGUCUGCUUAGUCUGGGCAGAAGUCCUGAUCACAGUAAUUUUAUCUGAUUGUUGACAGGUACAUUAAUCACAUUCUCACAACUUAUGAACAUAUGAUUUGGAAAAACACAGGAAGUGAGAAAAACGUUCAGUCCACAUUUUUUUUUUAUAUUUGCUAAAACAUGUCUGUCUCAUUGGUUGAUAUAAAAAAUCAGAUGUACUACUAGUGAAAGGCUCCAUGCAUCAAUUCUUCACUUUAAGAUCUCCAUCUCCAAUUUAGUGAUUAUACUCAUUGAAUUAAAUGUCAGGUUUCAAUUGUUGUAAGGUAUUUUUACACAGUGUCAUAAAAAUUAAAGUAUCUGAGCUCUUUCACUAACUAAUAAUUUUGUCUUUUAAAGCUUUUGUUAAAAAUCCUUUAUCACAUCAAGACUUGAGUCUGUAUUUCAUUUUGAUUCUGAACGAUGUCUUUCACUUUUUAGCCCAGUAGUCAGUAUUUUGUUAGCGCUUGUGAUCACUGCAGCUUCUCUCUCCUGUCAUUCUCAUUCUGUCCCUCUGCUCCUCAGACACACACAGAUAAACACACCUGCCUCUCUCCAUGCUCUCCUCUCUCAACUUGUAUUUGUCUGAUAGUGUGAGCCGUUGUUACACAACAUGUUUAAGAUUGGUUCACCCUUAAUCUCAACAGAGUAGUAACUUCCUGGUGCUCCCAAACUUUGUUACUUGUUAAUCUGAGCUGCUGCUGCUUAAGUUACAGUGAGAGCUUCAGUGAGGGAGGGUGAGCUUUAUUUAGUGUAAAGGACAUAACAGGGGCAUCACAGCAGGCGGCACAAUAAUUGCUCAGUCUGGAUUAUCAUUUUUUUUAAGAUCCUGGAGGGCCCAAAUCAUCAUCAAAAUCAAAAUAAUUAACUAGAUCGUAUGCAUGAUGUUAAAAUAAGGAGUAUCCCAAUACAAUAUUGAUAUUGGUCCAAUAUGUGCAAAAAAAAUAAUUCUGGAUUAUAUUGGCCUGCAUCUAAAAUCUCUGAUAUAAGAACUCUGAUACAAGCAGUCCAUUCCAGACUCCACUCCAGUAUCUAGCAGCGUCUAGAGUAGUAGCAAGGAGAAGAGUGAUGUUGGUCGUGUGGCAGUAUUUUUCAUAAAAGCCUGAAAAAGACGUUGCAGCUGAGUGCAAAACUUGUCAUGCACAAGUUUGUGCUAAUAUCAGAUCAGUAUGGGUAUCGUCCAAUACUAAAGGCUACAAUAUCAGUAUUGUAUUGGAAGUAAAAAAAAGUUGUAUCAGGACACCUCAAGCUAAAAUUUUGCCGAUGUUCCAGUAUUAUCAGACUUGCUUGGCCAAUCCUCUAAUGAUGUGUACACAUCUCUUUAAGUAAAAACACAGAGCGUUAAAAGUUAAUGAUUGUGUAUGACAUAACGAUAUUCCCUCAGUCUCGUUGUCUGAACGUCUGUUGUCUCCUCAGGUGGAUUGGCACCAUGAUCCUGUUCACUUACCACAAGGGUAAUUUUGAUUGUAAUGGAAAGGGAGUUCUUCACAGCUAUCUGGUGGGACUGCUGGUUGUAUUGGCACUCAUCAUCUCGUCACUGUGUGCUACUGUCUACGUCAGUGCCCAAGGUAAACUCACUUUUAUACAUUGUAUUUAAAUGAAUGUGAUAUAUAAAGAUGAUCUUUUAAAGCCUUUAUAUAGUGGAAAGAGUCCAACCAAAUGUUUAGGGAAAAGUGUGGGCCCAUUUUGAAUUUGAUGCCAGCAACAUGUUUUAGCACAGCUGGGACAACAUAUCAUUGAAAAAGUUAAGUUGUGAAAAAAAAAAAAAAAAACAGCACAAAGGGAGACUCAUCUGUGUACUUGUCAGGCUGGUUUGCAACAAGUUUAGUAGCAUAACUGGGUAUAAAAGCAUGACAGAGAGGCUGAGUGAGAUAGAGGACAUGGUUUGGCAAGUCCAGAAUCAUGUUCUUGAACGUUGCUUGCAAAGGAGUGAAGGAUUGCAUUGGUUACAGAACAUCAUAUCCUCAAAAGAUUCAGAGAAUCUGGAGAAAUCUCUGUAUAAAAAAAAACACACCCCAAAUCAUUGUCUGUGAACAUAGUAUGUCACUGCACAAACAAAUGCAGGUAAAAAUUGUAUUUUUGAAAAGAGGAAACUGUGUGCAAAAUGUCCCCAAAUGCUGGCCUGAGCCCAUUUAAAGUCCUACUCUGAAUUAUUAUUAUUAUUAUUAUUAUUACUUUUUUUUACCUUUUUUUCAUUAUUUAAAGUGUUCUCAGUGGUCUUUGAAUUGUGAUUACAAAGUUUUUAGCCAAAGUCACGUUACUUGUGUCAUUUUUAAAGGUUUUUCUUCUGCAGAGCUUCAGUAGUUCAUUAACAAUUUGCCUUUGAGUCGUGGGCGGAGACAGGACUGCACUGCACCCUCCUCUUUAUUCUAACUUGCAGCCAAACGUUGCCAGUGUAGUAGAAGUGGCAGGUAACAUAGGAGCUAUUCAGCUCUUGGACACUAAUGUGUUUAGGGUCAUGAUGAAAGUUAAUAUCAUUAUUAACUUUCUUACCAGCAUUGCAAUCCACUAACACACACGCUUGUUCCAACAUCGUCCUCUCUACUUCUUAAAGUCUGGCCUGCAGAGCGCGGAACCGGGGGCAGAGCUUGGAUUUUUGAUGUAGAAAAUCCCACUGUGUCUGAAGCUGCUGUUUAGGGCUGUCAGAGGUUCACAGCGAUUUGAAUGCAGAAAUACUCAGAAAUGCAAUUUUGCACUUAUUUUUCUCAUAUGUCCUGUAGCAUCAGAAAAAUGCCAUAUGAACAUGUAGACAACAAGAAAAACAUGAUUGUAAUCGGAGUGGGUCUUUAAGGUGGACCGAGGAGAAGUGGAAAACCAUCCAGUAGUCUAAGAAAUCAAAAUUUGACCUUCUUUUUGAAAGUCAUGGACAGCAUGGCUCUGUAGUAGAAGAGUCCUGUUGAUAAACUGGCCUGCCUGCAGUAAUGACUCAUCCCCGAUUAAAAACAUUGGAGCAUCAUGACACCAAAAUUCGGACAAAGGAGACCCUGAACUGUUUUGCAGCUGAAAUGUGUGGCAAGAAUGGGACAACUUUUGACUUUCCAGUCUUCAGAAACUGUUCUUGUCUGAACCCAGAUGUUGACAGAUUGUUGUUAGUAGAGAAAGAGAUGUAACAGCACGGUAAACAUUCUCCUGUCUGAACUUUCUGACACACAGUGUUUCAUCAAAUUUAAAAUGUUCACAUGGUUAUCUUAAAACUCCUAUAUAAUACUCCAUUUUCAAUCAAAGAUAAAGUUUUAAAGGAUUAACAAACUGUCAAAAUAUUCUUCCAAUAAACAUUUACACAGUGUUCUAAUUCUUAUGAAAUUUGAUUUUCUUAUGAAAGAAUGUAAAACCCCUGGGUUGCAAAGCUUUUACAUAACUUUGCCUGCAGCAACAAAAGUUUCAAAACACAGGUUAUUAAGCAAUACUAAAUAAAAGAGGUUUAGAUGGUUGCUCUUUUUAUUAUCUUCUUUAUGAGGCUGCAACAUGUUCACUCAUGCCAUCACACAUACUUGAGGUUGAAUAUACCAGCAAAAGGCUGAACUAUCAACUCGAAUAUGUCCGGUUUGUUGAGGACAUGUCCUAAUGUAUCUGACCUUAGGGUAAGAUCUGCUGAUCGGUCUCUUCAGUUUGAAAAAGCUUUUGAUCAAACUUCAACUUGCCGUGAUCAGGAUGACUGACAACCCACACAGACGUGUUCAGAUUACUGUGGAGUAAUCCAUCUGUAUUGAAAGCUGUCAUGUUGUCCUAUUAUAAUACUGAUGACUCUGAAACUUUUCUUGGAAAGAAGCUUACAAGUAAAAGGCACAGCAUUUGGAAUGAACAAACUAUUCCCGAAGGAAAUAAAUGAAAGACGGAAGUCUUUAUAUCCCAUCCUCGAGCAGCACAGACAGAAAAGAGAACGGGCCAUACUUGUAGUGCAUAAAUUUGACAUUGCUGGACAGCUUUUCCAGUGAUUUUUUAAUUGAUAAGGGAAUCUCCUCUCUCUGGGACUCAUGGCUCCCUCCCCUAUCCUCUGUUCUUUUUUCUUGCCUCUCUCUCUCUCUGUCUAUUUUCAUACCCAUUUAGUUGUCUGUUCCCACUGAUCCUCCAUAACACUCUCACACACAUGCACAUUGAGAAUUUUUUUAAAUCAACAUUUCCUCUUUUUCUAGUUUUAUUUGGAAUCUGUUUUAUUUAUUCAUUUAUUUUCCUUUUCAUAACACCAGAUGCUCAGAUCGUCUUACUUGUACAGGUGUGGUCCAUCAAAAAAUGACCCCUCUACCCGCAGAGAAACGACCAAUAAAACCAAUCAAAGCAGGAUUAAAGUUUAUACGUUGGAAUAUCAGGGGUAUGGGGUAGCUAGUAAUACGUACUAAGGUACUCAAUCAUCUUUCCACAUUGAAUCCUAGCUUCCGCCUCCUUCAAGAAACACAUUUUCAGAGCAUACAAAAUUGAAAACAAAAUACAUAGAUCAAACAAUAUAUUCAUCUUCACAGAUAUGUAAAUGUUUAUGUUUAUGUAUAUAUAUAUGUGUGUGUGUAUAUAUGUGUGUGUGUGUAUAUAUAAAUAUAUGUAUAUGUGUGUAUAUACAGUAUGUGUGUGUGUAUGUAUGUGUGUGUGUAUAUAUAUAUGCGAAUAUAUGUAUAUAUAUGUAUAUGUAUGUAUAUAUAUGUAUAUAGGUAUAUAUAUUUGUAUAUGUAUGUAUAUAUAUAUGUAUGUGUGUAUAUAUAUAUAUAUAUAUAUAUAUAUAUAUAUAUAUAUAUAUAUAUAUAUAUGGUGACAGGUGUGUGCUGACUCCAAUUUAAGCUGAGUUUUAUAUGAAUAUAUAAAGACUGUUUAUCACACUGAAAUCUGAAUGUUUUUAGGUACCAUUACAAACCCGGGCCCACGGCGCUCUAUACCAGCCCUGGUGUACCUGCGUGCCCUUCUGUACAUCCCUGAAUUGGUAUGGGCAUGUCUUGGAGCCGUGUGGGUGUCUGAUGACAGUAAAGGCUGUGAUCCUGCCACAGUGGGAGCUGUCAUUGCAGCCGUGGUUGCCAGGUUGGAAGUUUUGAAUCACAGGCUCAGAGUUCCAUCUUUUGAUAAAUUGUCACAUAGAUGUUCAGAUCGAAUUUCUCUCUCUCUGUCUUACAACAGCUGGAUCAUCCUGCUUUUCACCGCUGUAGGCGUGGUGUUUGUGUUUGACCCGCUAGGGAACCCACGUCCGCGGCCUACUUCCAUGGAGCCUCUGGGAGUGAGAGACCUGCAGAGCAGCGAGGGCACUCAGUUCUUCUCCACAGCUCGCUCCCUGGCUGUGAAGGUGUGGGAGAGCCGGCUUCGGCUCCUGUGCUGCUGUCUGCCGCAGGAUGAAAGUCGCCGAGCAGCAUUCUCCAGCAUCUCACAGCUCCUGAGUGGAUUCUUCUCUGUAAGGAGAACCUGCUCUUCUUUUGUGCAUUCCUUUUAUAAAACCUCUGGAGAGAUGUGUUUCGUAGAGUAUACAUGACCUGUCUGAAGAUGCAUUACUGCGGUAAAAACAAAUGUUAAACUGUAUGUGGAUGUAUGUGUUGCAGGACACAGACCUGGUCCCAAGUGACAUAGCAGCUGGUCUGGCUCUGCUGCACCAAGAGCAGGAUAAGAUGGAGAUGAGCAGAGACCCUGAGGUCACAGUUGAGCACAGCCCGUCAUCUCCCAUUGUAAAUAUAGAAGUUUGUUGGUUUUGUUGUUGCAGACUGCAAAGAAGUUAAAGAUGCUAGUGCACCAUUUAUUCAAGUUGUUCAAGCCUUUAAAAUAAAGCCCUAAUCUUUGAAAUAUGCCUGCACGUUGAAGGGAGAAGAUCUGGAGACUGAGCUGGAGAAAGCAGCUCAUUGUAUGCAGUUUGCUGCAGCAGCUUACGGCUGGCCUCUGUACAUUUACUCCAACCUCUUUACUGGACCUUGCAAACUCAGUGGAGACUGGUAUGUGGAUAUGCUCUUUUUUUUAAAGGGACAGUUUAGUAUUCUUGCAUGGGGUUGUAUGACCUACAAGAGUAAGUGUAACCACAAUGGUUUCAGUCAGUUUGACCCCUUUAUCAAGAAACCGACAUGCACCUCGGCUACAGCUUUCUGCAGACAGGGUCAAGACUGCCAUAAAAUGAAGCUAAUUUUGGAAGACUGAAACCCGAGCACUUAUCGUAGUGAAAGUGUACACUUUACAAGGGGUUUCACAAAAGUUGUACAAUAUCAACUUAUCCUUUUGCAAUACAGACACAGAAAUACAAGUUGUAGUGAACAGCAGAUAUUGGACUGUGUAAUGAAAACACUCAGGCAUGCCUCUGUGACACGUGAAACGACCCAGAAUCACGGUUAAAGUAAUAACAAGAAAAAACUCUGGCUUUUUUUAACAGAGCACAAAGUAAUCUCAUUAUGUAAGAGAUGCAGUGGCAUGAAUACCAACUGGCGGCUGGGUUUCCACAGUCGACAGAGGCAAACAUAAAUGAAAGCCUUGCCCUGCAUAUUUUAGCACCUUGACUCCCCAAAGUAAAGUCAAAACUCUUGAGUGGUUAACAACAACAAAUCUAGGGUGCAGCACUUACAGUCCCUGUCCUGGUUACUAAUAAUGUUCACCUCGUCAUCUUUUCGGUUCACGCUAAGGUAAACUUAGGCUCUAACUUCAGAGUGAUGGAGGCGUCACUGCUGUCCAGUGACUUCGUCCCCACCGGGGAAUCCUCUGUUAUUUUUAUGUCAUCUUCAGUGAAGAGCUCACAUACAUAGCUUUAAUUAGCAUGUCAAAUCCAUGGUCAGUGCCAUCUCAGAUGGUUGAGGUAAUCUACUGGCCAACUAGUCAAGAAGUUAGUGAAAUCCUGACACUCCACUGAAGAAUUUUUCAGCACAUAACAGUCAGAUUAUUAUUAUUUUUACACUGUUUACACAUUACAUGUUGAUGUUCAUCCAAAUUGAGCAUGCUGAUUAGCUUAACAGGGCUAUGAUGUACAAGCCGCUAAUACAGUGUAAAUUUUGGCAUUUUGUCAUCUCAGUUUAUGUACCGUUGAUGAAGUUAGGUGCUGUUCCGGGCAUUAUUUGUGGCUAUAGAGUGGCCUUGUGGUUUAGGUUUACCGUGGAUCCAUAAACUGCUGUGUAUGCGGUCGUUACUAAAGGUGGUAUUACUAGAGAAGCAAACAGCCAGCAACAUUCAUCUCCCUGAGGGGGUGUCUAACUCAGGGUUACAGUGUGUUUGACCCAACCUUAAUUUUACACCGGAAUAUCCCUUUAAUUAUGUGGCAGACCAGACUUGGUUUUGUUUGCAGAAAGCUGUUUCUUAGCUUGCAUGCUGGUCCUUGCAGCAGUUUCUCAUUAAAAGGGCUUAGCUGAGUAAAUAAACUCAGGUCAGGUCAACAUUUCCAAAUCAAGAAUGAAAUCAUCGUUUAGGCAACCCUGACCAGUAUGUGUGUUUUGUAUCAGCUGUAGGAGUCGUGCUGCAGAGUACGACAUCGUGGGUGGAGACCACCUCGGCUGUCAUUUUUCCUCCAUCCUGCACAGCACCGGCCUACAGUACAGAGACUUCAUCUACGUCAGCUUCCACAACCAGGUAGGGAUUGUCAUUAAAAGAUCCCUGUGAAAAAAUAAUCCUCUACAGAGUUUGUUUCUUUAUUUCCACCACAGUUUCAGUGAUUCAACCUGUUAAUCUAUAAUGUGUGUUACAGAUCUAUGAGAUCCCUUUCUUUGUGGCUUUGGAUCAUAAGAGGGAGGCUGUACUGGUGGCUGUCAGAGGGACUCUAUCACUAAAGGUGAGAUUAGACUACAGUGGUUAUAAAGUGCGGCCCUCUGGAAGUUUGUCCUCACAUUGAAUUAUUUGUUUUUGUUAUAUUUUGUGUUUCACUUACACAUUUAUUCAGUAAAUACAAAUGCUAAGUUUAAGGUGAACUUGUGUAAUAAGGUGAAAUUGUUUUGAGACAUGCACAGGAGUAUAUUGCAUUAGGCUCUAGUUAAAGGCAACCAAUGAGAGGAAAGUCUUUGGUCAGCUGACUAACAAAAAUUUCAGGAAUUAAAUUCACACUCAUCUGGCCAUCAACCAGGGAGUUUAUGACCAAAUACAGACGCGUAGACUGCUCUCAGAGCAAACAGUAUUAUUACCAUUCAAGAAAACAUUCUGGUUGAGGGCUGGGGGCACUGUAAAUGAAAUAACAAAUUACUUUAUUUCAUGAUUACAUAUUAUCUGAUGACUUUAUGCUGAACUUGAUAUUCUUCCUCUGUAUAUGUGUGGAGAGGCAGCAGCCCCUAUUGAUGAUCAAAAACUUUUGUCUGUCCUGCAGGAUGUCCUGACAGACCUGUCUGCUGAGUGUGAGAACCUGCCCAUAGAAGGAGUGACUGGAGCCUGCUACGCUCACAAGGUGGACUUUCAUUCAAACGGGACACUCUGCACGUCUUUGAGGACUGUCUUAAGUUUUUUUCUUCUUGUGUGUAAUGAUAGAAGUUCACAACAUGUAAAGUGCACUGAAUUCAUCAUCUCUAGCCACAACAAACACCUCACCCCACCAGAAGUUCUCCUGUGAUUUUCAGUGUGACUGAAUCUUUGACUCAUUUUAAAUCCAUCAUAACGGGUUACAGUUACAAAAUCUCAACCUCCUUUUGACUGUUUGAUCAUGGGUAUUCUUGUCUCAACACUGUGUUGUCCACGACUCUGACAGGGAAUAUGCCAGGCAGCAGGUUUUAUCUACAAGAAGCUGAUGAAUGAUGGCAUCCUGAAUCAGGCGUUCUCUAUAGCACCAGUAAGUACAGGAACUGACACCAACAGCACCUUACCUCACACUCAUGGUGAGUGUGAGGUAAGGUGGAAACAGUGCUGGAGUUCAUAUAAGGAGUGGCACAUGCAAACUUCUCAGUGAGCAAUAACAUCAACUGAACCUCUGUGUUACCUAUGAAUAGUCACCUUUUUUAAUCACUAUCAAUAUAAACAUUUCUAGGUAAGUUAUGUAAUGUAGGGGUCUUUGUAAUGUUAUUAUUAUCCAAAGAUAUGAUUUAGAAUGGUUAAGGUGGGGAGAUGUGCUGCGCUGCGUGUCUAAAGAGUGGAAAGUGCAGGUUGGGGGGUGUUCCAGUGAAAAAUUAUUCACAUUGUAACAAAGGAAAGAUAAAUCAUUUGACAAGUGUGAAAAUUAGGUAUUUUAAGGGCCCCCGUGCAGCGGAUAAAGGCUAUAUUGUCCUCCCUUUUACAUGUAGGUUAUUUUCACCCACAAUGUAGCUUCACUCUGCAAAUUUGACAGUUCAAGACCCUCAAAAAAUCUUUCUGCCCCCAAAACAACAGAAGUCUGCAAGUAUGAGUUGAACAUUGAUGUUAGACCUAUUUAUAGCAAUGUUCAGGGUUGAUAUUUAAGUAAACAAGUCACCUGUGUUUAUAACACCAGUUUACCGUAACAGUUCUGACAUCUUUAUUUGCUGUGUUUUUAUCAUCUUGUGAAUUUUUAGUGUAUUUUUAGCCCAUUUUUCUUUUGAUAGUUUGUCUUUCUGCUUGUACAGCACUUCGGUAAACUGCACUUAUUUUAAUAAGCACCAUCUCAGUGUACUUUGACUGAACUUGACUUGACACAAGAACGUUUUCUGUGUGUCUGUAUCUGUAGGAGUAUAAACUGGUGAUCACUGGUCACAGCUUGGGAGCUGGCACAGCUUCACUACUGGCUAUCCUGCUUCACAACUCUUACCCCACCCUGCAGUGCUACUCCUUCUCUCCACCAGGGGGACUCCUGAGGUAAGAAAAGACAGACAGCUGCACAAGUUGAAUGUGGGUGGAAAAGGCUCUUUUUAAGGAGAGGCUGUGAGUUUGAACCAGAUUAUGAAAGUUUCACAUGAUAGGCAUCAUUGUAUUUUUAAAAGUUCUGGAUACUCCUAAUCAAUAUGUAUUAGCAAUUACAUCUGCCUAUUUACGUUUAUAUUAAGAGGAAUUUAUCCAUGUUUAUUCUCAUUGGGAGGCCUAAACAUUUCCAUAAGGCAUGAACCAGUUUAAAAAAUUAUGAGCCUACUCAAAUCUCAAUCAGAGUCGUACAGUUAUUCAUAGGCAUCACAUUCACUUGCCCUUGAGUGUAAUUAAAGCACAAGGUUUUAUAGAAACGUUCAGCAAAUUUUCAUCAUUAGCUGCUGAACUUAAAAAUUGCACAUUUUAAGAAAGAAAUUCUGAACAGAGCACCAGUUUUUAGAAGACAUAUCUUUGCUGUGCAUGAAAUGGCAAUUACAGUUUUAGUUAAGUGUUUAUUGUCUGUGUACUAUCCAUGGUGCUGCUGGCCUCCUUCUGUUAAAGCCAAGUUCAUUAUAAGACAAAAUGAAGGAGAAAGCCAGGUGUAGAUGUCUUUAGAAGGUUUUAAUCAGUGAUCUGCAGUGAGAUGUUAUUGUUUUUAGCCUGGGAAACUUAUCUCUUAUUUCAAGAAAUCUUUUUACAAAUUGCAGGAACUUCAGGUCUUACUUUAAGCUUGUUAUGUCUUGAACAAGAUGUUUAGCUGGACUUUUCAGGUAGAAAGGCAUGUAUCAAGCUUAAUCAGACAUUUGUACUGGAGUGAGCAAAGUGAAACAGUCUUCCAAGGUGUAUACGGUGAUAAUCAUACAUAGAUGAUUGCAUAGUUCUCACCUCAAAAUGUGGGUUGUAAAACUGUGUUUUGUUCUGUCUCCUUUUACUUGUAUAGUAAAGCUCUGGCUGAUUACUCCAAGGACUUUGUGGUCUCCGUUGUGCUUGGAAAGGAUUUGGUUCCCAGGUAAAAAAAAGGCUUUGAUCUACAUUUCAGCAGCCACUGUAACGAAACUGCAUUUUUGUAAACUGUUGCUUUUUUUAAGAAGGUUUUGAGUGAAAUAACCUGGGUAUAUUUGUGUAUCAGCACUGAUGAGAACUGUUUGAAGCUUUAUUUCUUCCUUUAUUAUCCAUGUUUUUUUUUGUAGUUAACAUAUUUUUACUCUCUCAUUAUUUUGAAAUUAACAUUGAGAUAGAGCCAGGGCAGAAAACAUUUACAAUAGAAGAUACCUGCUUGAGUAAAACAAUAUAUAACAACCUAUUCUAAGCUUGUAUUAAAAGUAAAAACGGACAUAAACACGGUAAAAUAGGGGAUUAAAUUAUAUUGCAUGAAACCUUACAGGUGUUUCCUCAGGUCUUCAGACUGUCAGAGUGGCUAAAACCGAUCUCGUCCUGAGGAGAUCCUCUGCCUCAUAACCUGUAAAAGCCUGAAAGAUAUCACGUUUGUAAUAGUUUUCACCUGUCAUGAGGCUGCACCUAUCCACGCAGUAAGAACACAGCAGCCUGUCUGCUGUAGAUUGUAGCUUUUAUUCCUCUGAUGUUUUUGUGGUUGAGUGUUUAGGGCCAUUUAGUUAUUCACAUAUGAACGCAGCUUUGAGACUCAGUUUAAGGAUGAGAAACUGGCAACAGUUUUAGAUGGACAGCAAUUUUAAACUGGGACAUUAGCAGUUGUGUUGACACAUUUUAUUUACAGAAUCUUAGGCCCUUGUGAUAACACAAAUUUUCCGUAUCGGUGCUGUUUGAUAAGACCACUGCACUGGUUCACUGGUUCAGAGUUGUUUAUUUCAAGGGAAAGUGGAUAGGAAAGGACUAAAGGGGUCAGUUUUUGGACUUCUCAAGCAUACCCAGCAUUUAAUCAAAACUGUGUUAUGUCUGUAUGUCAGUGCCAGUGACAUUCUUUUAGCAGUCUGGGUUAAUACUGUUCAGUGCAGAUCAUAAAGGGCAGUUUUAUGUGUGUAUUUUAGAUGUCCUGCUCAGUCUGAUCCUAGAAAGGCCAACAUGAAUGUGCUGCCCUAUUAUAGAUUCUAUAUUUGGCUCAGCCUCGUUAUUACAAGCACAGGGGAGGAGAGAAUGGGUCCAAAUGCUCCUCGUUUUCUCCUUCUGCUCCUUUUUUAGGCUAUAUUUUCUCUCUGCAGUACUCCCUUUUUAAUAACUCUGCCUUCACUGUUUGUGCAGGCUGAGCAUCCCCAAUAUGGAGGAUCUGAAGAGAAGGAUACUGAAAAUAGUUUCCAACUGCAAUAAGCCAAAGGUAAACUUAUUCACAGCUGGUAUACUUUGACACAUCUACAUUGUCUUUGAAAGCUUUAAUCUUUUUCUGUGCUGCAGUACCGCAUCCUGCUGCAAGGCUGCUGGUACGAGCUGUUUGGAGGAGACCCUGAUGACUUCCCCACUGAGAUGGACAACAGGAGGGAAGAGGAGCUGAGCCAGCCGCUGUUAGGAGAGGAGUCACUGAUUAUUCGUCAUUCAUCAUCCUAUCAGAGCCUGGCGUCCGACGACUCACCUGCACACACAGCUGCACAUUUACCUUUGUUCCUGCCUGGGCGCAUACUGCAUAUCACAGAAGAUGGGCCGUCACGGAGGUCAGUCUGGAGCUGGGUAGACAUGAAACUAGGCUGCAAAUCUGUGUGAUUUAGGGCUUCUGAGGCUGUAUGACCAUACUGAUCUUGAGAAUUCAGAGGCCUGUAGCUACAGACUUAAGUGAGUCAUUGCUUAUAAACAUAUAGUGGGAUCAACAUUUGUCUAGAAAAUAUCUCUGCUGCCAUCUUGGGGGUUUUGCAGACACAUAGAUAAUUGUGUCAUCUACAUAGAGUAUAGAAUGAUUUUUAACCUGACAAAGAAUUGGGGGAUUUCAUGGUCUCUUAAGCAUACUGUAAACCCUCAAGUAAAGACCAAGCUGCAACCUCAGAUCUUUCCAAAUCAAAUUGACGUAGAAGUGCUAAAAACUAUAGUUUUCCGAGUGUCCCCUGGAGGCUGUCUGCUGAAGCACCAGAAGCCACAUACACACUAAUUCAAAAACGCUCAUCAUUAGAUAAAAAAGAAACAUGUUAACAACAAGCCUGGUUCAAGACAGAAUUUUGUCUGAACAGACCAUUUUUCUCUGGAUAUGAGUGUUUUUUAAAUGUUUAUUUAUUACGCAUUACUUUAGAAGAUGAUAAGGCCAAAGUUUGGCUUAUUAGAGGUAUGACUGACUUGACUGGCAGGUGAGCACACUGAAACCUGCCUCAACUGAGUCUCUCUGCCCUCUGGUAGGUUGGGUCAGUAUUUCCACUUGGCUACUGAUAGGCUUCAAAAUUCUGCAUCAGAAAGAAAUGGAUGAUGUCACUGAGACUACAUCCAUACUUUAUACAGUUUGUGAUAAAGACCAGCAUUUAAUUUGUGAUCCAUCUCCUUAUUAUGGCUGGUAUCAUGUCUUUUUUAAGUGAAUACAGACAUGUUUCAAAGUAUUGGCAGAUGCUGUGUGAUCUUGAUGGAUAAGAUUUUGGUGUUUUUUGCAAUGAGGCUCAUUUGCAUUGAGGGAGGCCUAUUUUGCUCCAGAUGAAUGCAUAAUUUAUCAUUUAAAUGUAUGCAAACAAGACUGGCCUGCAGAGAUGCUCUUUGGUCUACAGUGCAGUUUAUGAAGUGUUUAACCCUCAGUUGCAUCCUUCUGCAUCGGCAGUCAUCAGGGGAUUUAUCUUGGAAUGGACCAAAAAGAGACCUUUAACUCAUUUUAUAUAAGAAGUUAGGUAUAUCACUAUUUUCCAUCUUUCUCCUUAGGUCCUGCUUUUCCCAGGUCCGGUAUCGUGCUGACUGGUCCAAUGAAAUGGCUUUCAGGAGCAUUUUGAUUAGUCCCAGGAUGCUUGCAGAUCACAUGCCUGACGCUGUGCUCCGAGCACUCAAAAGUCUGACCAGCGACCACCCCUUCCCUCUCUGCCCAUCGUCUUUAAGCAACAGCCAGCACAAUACGAUCUGAAAUGUACCAUCAGGACUAACCCUGUUUGUGCGUGCUCUAGACUGGAUUGUAAUGAAUGACAUGAGAUUAACAUGUGAUCUCCUUGAAUGCACAUGAUUUGCAAACAUGUUAGAGCACAAUUACUCUGUAUGAUUGCACUUUUUAAAAAGUUAAUUUAUAUGUUUCUUUUUAUAAACUCCUGAGUUCCUCCAUGAGCAACUUUACACCAUGAUCUAUGAAUGUUUAUUGUGUACAGUAUUUGACAGUGCUGCAGGUUUACUGUAAUGUGAUUGUGCAUCAUUUUCAUGUUUGUAUGAGCGCUGUUGAUUUGGGAGUGAUGCUGCUUCCACGUCACUGAGAAAGAAAAGCUGUCUUCCUUUCAGGUGAAAAGGACUGAGGGGUGGCCCGAUCCAAACUCUAAGGAUAUGAGAGCUUUAUGGUGGAUGAAAACAUUACGUUUAUAUUGUAUUGUAUAUUUGGUUUGUGUCUUGUGUUUCAGUGUCUCAUGAUAUCAGGAUGAUCAGUGCCUAUGCAGAAAAAAACAAGUGUACAGAGUUGCUUUAAAGAAGGACAGUGAUGAGUGCAGUGGGUUUGCAGCGAGUUUUAUUCUGCAUUUUACAGUACAGGUUAAUAUUGCAUGGUGAUAGAUAGUAAAGAUAGAACGAUUGUACAUGUACAUUUUGUGGAACCUGUUUACUUGCCAUUAUUAUUACUUAUUGUUUCAGGUAAUGUACAAAAGUCAAGUUUGAUCCAGCUGAUGCCUGCGUAAAUAUUUCACAUCCUUGGCAGAUUACAUUGGGCUUCCCAAUUAAAAGCUUUUGUGAAACAAACA
Molecule: messenger RNA, 15291 nt
Organism: Xyrichtys novacula (pearly razorfish)
Lineage: Eukaryota; Metazoa; Chordata; Actinopteri; Labriformes; Labridae
Source: the annotation of a GenBank genome assembly